Molecule: messenger RNA, 8121 nt
Organism: Seminavis robusta
Lineage: Eukaryota; Bacillariophyta; Bacillariophyceae; Naviculales; Naviculaceae
Source: the annotation of a GenBank genome assembly
AUGGAAGACAACAUCUUUGAUUUCAACGAUCGAACGGCCCUUCAGAUCCAGUCAGAUGAGGUGUGCGCUCAGCUCUACGACCAUUUCCUCUCUGCGGUGGAGGAAUCUGUUUCUCUCCCUAUCUUCAAAGAUGAUGCGAGGCUUAUCGCGGCAGAUCUAAAGCAGCUCAAGGAGUCAGUCGUCGUUAAAUGGAUGGCUCCCUAUGGAUGUGCCAUAUUGAUGAAGGACCUCGACGUGCUAUCCACUACAAUCACUGUCAUCGGCCUAAACGAAUGGAAUGACAAGGUUCAUUCCUCCGUCAAUGGACGUGAAUCCACAGCAAUUCCGAAUGUUCUGAGUCCUUCUGUUCUAGAAGUUGGAACUGUAGGGAAGGAGUUAUGCUCCAAUGUGAUUGCAAUCUUUCACCAAUUGAUGCAAAAGGCGCAAUCCACGUUUACAAGGGAGAAACAUCACAAGACCCCGUCAUUUGUGUGGGCAAGGCUCCUGGACGCCAUUGUUCAGGCGAAGGCUUUGCCUGGGAGCACCGUGUGCGUUAUUAAAGAGAGUUACCAAGGAGGAACAACAGAUGUUGGCAAGCACACAAACUGCCUUCAGAGGAAUACCUCGUUUCCUUUGGUAGCGUCUGUAUACUCCUCCAUGCUGUAUCUCUAUGAAUUCGAUGAGGACCAUGACUCGUUUCGCAAGAUGCUUUGUAUGUACUUUCUACACCACCUCAGGAACAUUCGUGGCAAAGUCACAACUGUUGAUCAACGAAAGAUCGACCGGUGCGUCAUUGUGAUUCGAGAGAUUGAACGCUACAUUUUGAAAGUCGCGUGUAAGAGUUUCCAGGAGGUAGUUGUUCGAGAGCUAGAAGCGCAUCAUUGUGCAUUGAAGGCGCUUAGCCCAGAUAGUGACCCGACGAUGUGUGCCACCCCCCAGGGCUUUUCGAUUCAGGAUCUGAGCGCAGCUGUGAAGCCCCCUUCGCUUCCGAAGGUGUCCAGUGGGACAACUGACACCGACUAUGGCACUCGGAUGGCAAGAGCUCAAGCUCAGGCAAAGAAGAAUCUUCAGUGGUCCGACCUGAUGGUCACUCGCUUUGUUGGAGAUACUGGCACCCAGGAUGCUUGGGUUGCUCUUGGCCGUAUCAAUAAGGAAUUUUGGUGCUACGCAGGAGAUCUCCUGGAGUCACGGAAAUCGCAUGACGUCCAUGUCUUGAAAUGCAAAAUGGAAACACAUAUAAAAGCGACGUCGCUAGCUUUGCAGAAGUCAAAGGGCUGUGCAAGUCUGAUGACCGUGGAGCUACAAAGCUGCCAGAUGCUGGUGAUAUGGAUAACCUACUGCUGGGCACACCGAAUCGCUAAGAAGAAAUAUCCACUUUUCAGCGGCUACUCAGCAGGUUUGGAUCCUAAUGAUCUCGGCUACUUGGUGUUGCAAGAGGCGGAUGCCAUCGAAGCGUUGAAGAAAGUAGAGUUGUUUCUGAAGCAGCACAGGCAUUCGACAAAGGUCCCCUUCCGCAACCCAAGCGACACGCUGGAUCUCGCCUUGUCAAUGGGAAAUGCUUGGAACGAUUGGGGAGCCCGUGUCAGGUCCAUACAUGAUCGUGAACUCUCUGCUGCCGACCGCAGAAUCGAAGAGCGGUGGGAAAAAAUCCAAAAGACCCAAGCAGAACUUCGUGCCCUUGAUAGCCAACUGGAGCAAGCAGAGAGCACACUGAGGUCUGCAGAAACAGCUCUGAAUACUUCUCGAAGCCGAGACUACACAACGGGUAUCUACGGGAGGAUUUUUUAUACAUCUACCUACCACCAGUACGAAUGUGCUCGUAACGAGGCUAUUCGUCUUGUCGACGACCUGAAGGGAAAGGUUAGACGCCUUGAAGCGAGGCCGUCAGAUGUUUUCUUCGCUUUGCCAAGGAAUAAGCAAAAGGCGUUGCAAUGGUUGUUCUUGCUAAUCAUGCCUUCCGAGUUUGUUGAUGUCCUGUCGUUGGCCCACCUUGCCGCAACUCAAAUGUGGAACAGAACUCCGCCUUCGCCGCCGCCGCCAACUCAGAUCUUGAGUAAUUGGUUCAAUAAGUACAAAACGACCAGCGACAACCCUGUCUCAUUGGAUGGAAAGAUGGUUCUGGGCAGCACAACCACGGCAUUCAAUUCCCCUGUGGAUUCCGUUGACAUUCGUGAUUACGGGAGAGAAACGGGGGUGCGAUUUCCGGAUUCGUACACUCUGGUUCCCAAUUGGCGCACAACCGAUCCCUUCUCUCCUACCCGAAGCCAACAGGAUACCGCCCGGUAUUUUACCGAGAGCCUACCACAAAACGAGUCGGCCACUUUGCAGAGCUUUCUCGUGAUGCUGCCAAGCCGAACACGAGGCAAUGAAGGAAUUGCGACGAAGACUAAAAAGCCUGACUGGCUUGCCUACGAAGAAUAUCUGAUGUUUGCAACUAUGAGGGCAUUCCCAAACAUACAAUUGCGGCAUUUGCUUUGUGCAAUGGUGGAUGAUUUAUUGCCGUUUGGGGACGAACGCGUCCAUGUGUUGGUGAGACAACUUCUCUACCAUGUUGGAGACGAAAGCUGGAAGCACGAUUUGGACUCUGUGUUCUAUGAUCAAAUUGCAAGCGAGCUCUUCGGGAAGGCGGAUCUCUUGAAGGAGUCGCCAAACAACAUGGUGAAGAUUCUCCUUUUUGGACUUGUGAGCUCUUUUUUUGGUCAGUACAACAAGCGUUGCCUUGAUUGUUCCAGACUGUUCACAAGAAUACUGCAGGCGCUGGGCGACCAUGUUGACGCAGAAGUACGUGGUAGGGAACAAAUUGCACCUGACCUAUAUUGGAAGCAAGCCCGGCUGUAUGGAUAUGGUUUGCUUUCUCACUGCCCGAGGGACCAGGACGAAGCCAGAUUGCUGAAUCUGGUAGAGUUGAUUGUUCUGUUCCAAUACAAGUCGCUCUUUGCUGCCAAAGAAUUGCACGCUAGCCAACUGCAACACGCAGUGCACUGCACAAUGUCAAGAAACAUCGAGGCUACUCUCAAAGCUAUCGAAGCAAACUUGGAUUGCCUUACAAGGUGCCUUGGACUCGUCAUCGAUGAUUUGCCCAACAAGCUCCUUUGGACAAAGAUUGGAUACCCUGAUGUCGCAAGCACUGCUUGCUUUGAAGCGCAAGCAGAGCAUCACUACUCUAUCAAUGUUCUCAAUGGUACUGUCUUGGUUGAUGGUGUCCCCCCUGGUUUCCUACCAUCGUCCAUUGUGACCAAUCAGCUCUAUCAGAGGACUUUUGGGUCAAGAAACUUUGAGUGUAUUGUGGUUGAUGUAGACCAUUUCAGAACCAGCAGGCUGAUUGAUGACUUUUUCCUCUAUGAGUUUGUCUUUCAUCAAGAGAAUCACUUGGAUAUCAUUGAGUACGACACGCGCGACGGCGUUGGAUCGGAGCCAAAGUUAUCGCCUGUUUGGUCGUGGCGGGUUGCGAUUUCCGCUACGGCAAGACAAGGUCAGAAUUCGCCGCCCCCACAAGCAUCAAGCAACCCUUCAAGUAAUCUUUCGCGUGAUGGGCUCGUCCUGGUACCCAGGGAAAAGUUUGAGAUCCCGCUUUUGUUGUCAGAGCCAUACAGUCAUUGGUAUUCGAGGCGAUACGAUGCCUUUCUGAUUCGUGCUCCUUCCUACAAGGAGCGUUCUGUUUUGUUUGUGAUUACCAAGGAAGCCUUAUAUCUCGUCCCCACAGAAGACAUGGCUGCCCCCUUCGACUUGAUCGUUGGCAACCUUCCGAAAUACGAUCGCCUUCUAUUUCGAAAACCAAACAUGCUCAAAGUCUUGUCCAGAGUCGAAGAGCCCAAGUACAUCCUUCCGUGGCUUGAUUCAAGUUUGAAGAGCAUCCGGUACCACAUGCCUCGUCUUGGGAUGAACUUUCUCCAGAAGGCGGAUACAGUGCAUUCCGAAAAUUUCGGAGGGUUCUCUUUGAGGACACGACAGACGUUUGAGGACACCUUGGCUGGUGUGACGACCUACCUUGUCCUCUCGGACAAGCUCGGCAUUGAGAAGGUCUUGGUUCCCUGUGGCCUUGUUGACGCUUCUGGAAACGUCAUUCGUCGUAGCGAAUGGAACUAUCGAGGCAGUUUCCACUCCUACGACGUGCACCCCCGUUUUUCCCAUUUGGUUGCCAAGGACACAUUUGGAAGGCUGCAUCUUGCAUGUAUGUAUGUUGCAUCAGGUUGUUUGAUUCCUGACAAACGCACCAUGAAAACAGGCUCAGAUACUGCCGUUGACCUUGUACGACACUGCUGGACAAACCAGGAAUUGUCGCAAGUUGAAAAGGAGAAGCUUAUCGAGGUUUCGAGCUUGAGCAAUCUAUCGUGCACCUUGCGUAUCAUGUGCUCUUGGGUUUGGAGCUGUUCAAACCGGCUUGGAUUCCUGAGUGAUGAAAUUUCAAUGGAGGCUGCGGAUGAUAGUGCUCCUCCAGGAUUGGAAAUGGACCCUCUUGCAAAACGUGAGUACCGUGAGAGUCCGUACGCAGCAAGGCUGUUGCCAAAUGAAGAGAGCACUCUCUUUGGAACCAAGCAAGCAAGUCAAUGCCCUCGAAACAAACAGACUCAUGAAGGCCCUCUCAGCAUAAUGCUAUUGAAGGAGAACCUAACCCAAGGUUUCGUGGCAGAAAUGGAACGGCGCCUAACAGACCAAUGCCUGUUGUCAUGUGGUCGAAAAAGGAAGAGACCUCCCUUUUCUCUUCAAUUGUGCGACAAUGCUUCAGGAAUGGAGCGCGAAAUCCACGAAGGGCUUGUGUCGAGUUGGAAUGAUCACUGCUCUCUACCAACAUAUGACGUUCGCCGCGAUCCGACGCUGUGGGAAGCCACAAAAAAUGAUGCCAGAGUUGAAAGAAGAACGAAAGAGAAUGAGAUUCUGAAGACUCUAAGAAACCAUGAGUCCAAUAAGUUUCGAGUUGCGGUGUUGUCGGCGCGUAUCAGACUUCCUGGUCCAUUCGAUUUUCUUCGGCUCGUCCUAGAUGUCAAUGCCUUCGCGGAGGUAAACCCAUUCCUCCCAGCUACGACGCUGUCAGAAGUAAGGGCGCAUAUAGUUGAGUGGAUGCUACUUUGUGUGCUGGAAGAUAAGCUCUACAGGAUCGUCAACUCGUCUUCCGACAACGAGAUUUUGGAAGACCUGCGCGCAGUCAGGAGUUGGAAUCCAUGGGAUCAUCUGCCUUGGCUAGUUUUUGAGGUGGAACAGCGAUUGCAGAUUCGCCGGUACCAGUAUGAUGUAGUCAAACAGCUCAUGGACAAACCCAAGUCCACCAUCCAGUUGAAUAUGGGGCUUGGGAAAACUAGCGUUCUUGUCCCGAUGCUCAUCCUUGAGUACAUAAACUCAGGUACAUGCAUUGUUCGUGUAAACAUGCUCUCGGCCCUUAUUGCAGUCGUCGAACGCAUGUACAAGAACGUCUUGACUGCUUCGUCGCAGCAUGUUCGAAUCAUAAUGCUUCCUUUCCAGCGCAACUUCCCUCUCGAAGAGAUUCACUCCAAAGUACUUUCCGAAGAAGUGGCGAGAUGUAAAGUUGGGAAGUGCUUCAUGAUGGUCACACCACAGCAUCGGAACUCUCUUAAGCUAAAACAGCAAGACCAUGGCAUACUGGUCCAAGGCAUGCAGCUGGACUCCAUUGAUAUCAUUGAUGAGUGUGACGCAAUUCUUCACCAAUCUUUCCAGCUUGUUUACGCCUUGGGCGACCAAGAGCAUCUGCCUGAUGGCUCUGCGCGAUGGGCAAUGGUCGAAGCAUUGCUCCAACUUCUUGCUGAAAGCACAAACCCAGAUAUUGUUGGCAUUAGAGACAACCCUUCGUUCGUCCACGCCGAAGACCACGACCUGGGGGCGUAUCCUGCUCUACGACUUCUUGCGCCAUUCGAGGAGCACAAGCAAAGGCUAGGGAGAGCUCUCUCUAAAGAGCUUGUUCAAAACCCGCCUCAUGUGUUUUCGUGGAUGACAAAUCUCGACGAUUCUUUAAUUGAGCCGCUCAUUGACAUCAUGUCCAAUGAUCAGUGCCCGGCAAGGGAAAAAAUCAAAACAAGCCGUGUUUUAUUUGAAAAAGAAGCUGAUAUUCUGUCUGCAAGGAGCUGCAUUGCUUUUGGUUUGCUUUUUCAUUGCUUAAAAGCACGCCACAGAGUAGACUAUGGCAUCGAUUUGUCGCGAGGAAAGCUGGCUGUACCAUUCGCUGCAAGUGACACCCCCAAAGCACGUUCUGAUUACAGCCACCCUGAUGUGCAGAUCAUCUACACCUGCCUGGCGUACUUUCAUCAUGGUCUCAACCAGAAACAGUUUAGGGAGGCGAUGGUUUGUCUGCAAAAGAAGGGACCGUCAGCUCAGCACAAGAUUUACGACUCCUGGAUUGACAGCGUUCGUGGCGGUGCAGUGGACACCAAUGAUCUUGCCAAAUUUGAUUCGAUCCAAAAGGUCGACCUUGACAACACGGUUCAGCGCGAACUGAUGUACCAAGCCUUUCGGAAGAACAUGAGGGUCGUUUCCUACUGGAUGAACCAUUUCGCGUUUCCACUCGAGACACACGUUUUUCUCCAGCGCCGAGUUACUUCUGCAUGGGAUUUGGUAUCAUUUGUGCAGAAGCACAAUGCAGUGGGAUUCUCCGGAACCGAAGACAAUCGCAAACUGCUUCCAUUAUCCGUUAGGCAGAUUGAGCAUGAUUUGCCCGAGCUCAGAGCUACUAAUGGAGCAAUGCUUCAUCGAAUUCUGGAGUGUACAUCUCAGGUUGUCUUGCUCCCUGACAAUGGUGAACUGUGGAAAACAGUUCUACAGACGUGCACCGAAAAAGACGUGCAUGCUCUGAUUGAUGUGGGUGGACUGAUGGCGGGAAUAAAGAAUUCUGAUGCAGCUGUCUUCCUAUCAAGAAUCCUUGACCAGCAAGAGUUUCGUGGAGUUGUCUACUUUGAUACCAAAGACAAUGCUUGGAAUGUUUAUUCACUCUCAAGCAAAGUGCACUGUCCACUCCAAACUUCCUCCCUCACCGCAGCCGAAUGUUUUGCUUUCUACGAUGAAAGUCGGUGCCGUGGGUCCGACUUGAAGCUUCGCAUCACUGCUCGUGCCUUAGUUACGUUGGAACCAGGUCUUACCAAAGAUAGAUUCUUGCAGGCAUGUGCUCGGAUGCGCAAGCUCAAACCAGGAGAGCAAUCUCUCAUCCUCGGUGGGACAUCGGAAACGUUAGACGCACUAAGCACUGUGAAGGACGUCUUGAUUCUAACAAUUAAGAACUCAGCCAAAGCCAUCGAGAAGGGAAUAAUGGAGCUGUAUGAUCGAGGCAUCAAUCACUUCAGGUUCCCAAAGCCUCAAGAUAUGGACGUGUCGCUGGUUACUUUGUAUGGUGAUGCAGUGAAGAAGUUCCAGUCGAUGGGAUCAUUCCUGGACGCCACAAUCGAGAGUGUUGACGAUUUUUCAAAACAUUCGGCGGACUUGGUUAAAUACUGCAGGAAUAUCGGUGACAAGACCGCUGUUGAGGCAUCACAGCUAUCAGAAGAGUGCGAACGAGAAUUGGAAGAGGAGCGAGAAGAAGAAGCGGAGGAGGAAAAAGAGGUUGAAGUCAUGUCACCUUGCACUGAGAAUGAUUGGGAUUAUGCUAGUGCGUUCUCGGGCAAGCCCCUUGGCACUGAACUGCUCAAAGUAAGGGAUGCCGUCAAUCUGGACAUCAACUGGAGCUGCAAGCUACUGUGCACCCGCAACUAUUUGGCAACUGUCAUGAGGAUAAAGUCACGCCAAUUCUAUCUACGACCUGUGAACGCCUUCUUGUGCUUUCCUGAUGGCAGCAUUGUUUUGAUAUCUGACUACGAGGCAGACAAGCUUUUGCCCCAUUGGUGGAAGGUGCAGCAAUCUUCCCCCAACGUAAAGCUUCAGCAUCUCACGUUGGCUUCCAGGAGGAUUUGGCUUGGCGGGGAUGAAGUUAACUCGCCAAGCAUCUUAACCAAGACAUCAGCAAAGCUUUUCCGUGGGUAUGUGAACUUUCCGGAGGACGAAAAACAAGUCAUGAACAAGCUUUUUGUGAAAGGUCACACGAGAAGCUCCAUUAUAAAGCUCCUGGAGCUCCGCCAUCGGGUUCGAUACCUGGAUCGUAGCGACUUGGAUGAUUUUCUCUCAACUUUCUGGAUGGAUUGGAUGUCUGUGGCGACGACUCCAUGGUGA